Messenger RNA from Funneliformis mosseae, 888 nucleotides. Lineage: Eukaryota; Fungi; Glomeromycota; Glomeromycetes; Glomerales; Glomeraceae. The record is from the annotation of a GenBank genome assembly.
AUGACAGCAGAAAAAUCAUUAUCGGAUGAAUUUCUCUUGGGACAGAAAUUUUACAACAGAAUUGAAACCACAAGCCUUGCUUCGUCUGAUCCAUUUCUUCUAGUUGAAGCAUAUCUUGGUGAUCUAACGACUAAAUUAGCCGACGGAGAUCGAAUGCAAAUACUAAAUAAGUCAAAGAAACACUUUGAACAGUUUUUACGGAACAUCGAAUUGCAUGAAAUACUAAAAGAAGAGGACAGAAAACUUAUUGAGGAGCAGUCUAAUGGAACUACAAAAAAUGCUGCAAAGAAGCGUGAAGAAAAGAUAGCACGAUAUAAGAGGGAGAAAGAGACUAAAAUGAAGUUAGAGACUUUACAACAACGUUUGCCUUCUAUUGGAGACAACGACAAGGAUGAAUUUAGUCGCAAAUAUAUCCUGAUCCUUAUUGACCUCUUCAUACACAAAUCCAUGGAACAAUUAUUUUCAAUUAAACAAGAAUUUGAAUUACUUGAUCAAAUGAGAAAAAUUCAAGAACAAUCUGGACCUAGUUCUUUUGUAGGUCUGGCGAAUGAUAAUAAGGUCAAUAUUUCCAAAGGUUCAAGCGGCCCGUUAUUGACAAAAGAUGGAAAGCCGCUUCGACCAUUUGUCAUCACAAACCAACGCGAAGCGAUUCGAGAACAAGUUUUUAGACCAGGUUGGCGUCUUCCAACAAUGACCAUUGAUGAAUACCUUGAGCAAGAAGCAGCACGAGGCAAUAUCAUAAGCGGUGGAGGACAAACACCGAAGAAUAAAGAAAUUGAUGAUAACGAUGAGCAUGCUAUAGACGAAGAAACGCUCAAAGCACGAGAAUGGGAUGAAUUCAAGGACGCCAAUCCUCGUGGAUGGGGUAAUCGUAUGCGAAAAGGUUAA